UAUAGUGUGCAUUUGUUUGAUGCAACUUCAUGCGUUCGCGCAGUUAGCCUCAGAAUGCUACCCAGGCGGCUAUCGGACCUUGCAGAACCCAUAUCGCAGCAUCGAUUUUGACUCAACGGAACUGCAGCACACAGCCAUCCAGGACCUGAUCUGUGACCAUUCACUGCCUCCGGGCUGGUACCGCUUCAUGAUCGAUAACAAACCAGCAGAGAUGCCAACCAGCUGUGUGGAAAUGAACAGGUGCGGGACCCAGGCCCCCGUGUGGCUGUCCCUGAAGGACAGCUCCCUGCCUCGCCCCGGGGAGGUCAGGCAGCUGUCGGCCUGCGCCACCUGGCAGUUCUUCCACGGCAGCACGAAGGACUGCUGCCUCUUCCGCAUCCCCGUCUCCGUGCGCAACUGCGGCGACUUCUUCGUCUACUACCUGCAGCCCACGCAGGGGUGCAUGGGCUACUGCGCCAAAGUGAUUACGGAAUUCAGGCUGAAACUUUGCCCACCAGGUGAAGUGGAAGUCAAUGGCAUUUGUCAAGCAAGUCUCCCCUCUGUGUCGUCCAAGCCAGCCAUCACCCCAGAGCUGGUGGGCAGCAGCAUCCACCUGCGAUGCGCGUUCCGAACCGUGACGUCCACUCUGCCCAUGGGCUACCUCGUGGUGUGGUCACGCCACCUGCCCUCCGGCAUGAAGGAGGAGAUCAGAAGGGCCUCCACCCUGCAGUCGUUCUCUUUGGUGGAGAUGGACGGAAUUCACUUUAAGCUGGGAGACACGAUUUCCUGUAGUGUCUCCACUUUCCUGAGGAACUCCACGAGCACACAGUCAAUGUCCAGGGAAAGUGAUGCUUUUUUUGCUGGAAUCCGGUUCACACCAGAAACUCUGCACAUCAUGGAAGACGGUAAAGAGCACCACCUGACCAUCCACAGCACUGUGCCCGUGCACUGUCACGGGGGCGAGCAGAACCGCCACUGCUCUCUCUCCGUCCACCUCAGCGUCCAUGAUGCAGACAGCCUAGGCCUGGAAGCCCCCAAUGUGGCCCUCUCGGCGUGCCAGGUGGACCUGCAGCCAACGCCAUGCAGGGAGGGCAGCUGCGCCCAGGCGACCCUGCUGCUGACGGCCGUAACCGACUUCACCCGCGACGGGAACCGAGUCAGCCUUCUCAGCGCCACGGCCGCCCGUGACAGCCCCCGCCUCUGGAGGGGCUACGCCCCCGCACCUCUGAAGGUGAUGGUUCAGGACAUUCCCACUGCAAGUUGCUACUCUUUGACCGACCCUCACAUUAUUACAUUUGAUGGCAGGCGCUACGACAACCACCAGACGGGUACGUUUGUGCUGUACAGGAGCCUGCACCGGGAGUUCGAGGUCCAGUCCCGGCAGUGGGACUGCGGCAGCCGGCACUACGCCGUGGCCUGCAACUGCGGAGUGGCAGCCCGUGAGGGGAACGACGUCGUCACCUUCGACAUGUGCAACGGGCAGCUGCAGGAGACCCGCCCCCAGCUGUCCGUCAAGAGCCUGGGCGCCGUGGUGUCUGAGCACCUCAAGAUCCUGGAGACCCAUCAUGGCAAGAAAGUCACUAUCCUGUUCCCCUCCGGGGCCUUUGUGCGGGCAGAUGUGAGUGACUGGGGAAUGAGCCUGUCCGUCAGGGCACCCAGUGUGGACUUCAACAGCACCCGGGGCCUGUGCGGAACCUUCGACCGCAGCAGCCACAACGACUUCCACCACCCUGACGGCACCGCCCACAGGACCGGCAACCCCGAGAACUUCAUUGAGGAUUGGAGGAUAGCGCCUGGAGAGAGCUUGUUUGACACCACGCCCCCCGCUAUAGAAAAGGAGAUCAAGCCUAAUUUCUGCCGGUGUCAGAAAGGAUACAGCAUGUCUCUCCACGCGACGAGCAGGGCGGACGGUUCGUUUAAUCGCCUGCCUUCAUCGCACUGCCUCUCUCACGAUGAUGUGGAUUACACAUCCGUCUUCCCCUCCAUGGAUGUCACCUCCGAAUAUGUCGACAGUCCCAGGGGGGAGCGCGCCGUUCAGAAACGGGACACGUCAAGUUCUGAGUUUUCCAAGAGGCCUAAGAAGGAAGCACCGUUGUAUCCAGAGGUGGACAGUCCAAAUCUGGAAGGGUCAGUAGUGAUUAACCGCACAGACCCAAAGUGGGAGUCUGGGAAGGAGCCAGGAAGAGCUGAGAGCAGGCAAAGGAGGCAGGGUGACUAUGAGUACCAGCCCGUCUUUAUGUUCCAGAGCCUCACCCAGGCAGAUCUGGAGAGCUUCACCUACUUCUUCCCCGAGGACCACCUGUCAGCGAGCCGGCCGUCUGCGCGGCCCACCUGGCCCACGCCCAGCGGGCUGACCUCGGUUAAGGCCCUGGAGAUCUGCCAGCUGGCCCUGGCCAACUCCACGGUGGGCGCAGUGUGCAAGGAGCUGCUGGGCAGGCGGUUGGACGAGGCGGUGGACCUGUGCAUCCUGGACCUGCAGCUGAAGGACGACCUGGCCUGGGAGGAGGGCCUGGUGCCCUUCCUGGAGAACGAGUGUGAGAGGAGGCUGCUGGAGAACAGGACUCUGCAGUCCCAUGAGCUGGGAGGCUCCGCCGGGACCCCGGGCGAGGUGGUCACAGCCCUGAAGUGCCCUAAUUUCUGCAAUGGGAAUGGGCACUGCACCGAGUGGGGCUGCCAGUGCUUUCCAGGACACAGCUUCUACGACUGCAGCCUGACCAUCAGUCAGCCCAUUGAGCUCACAGACCUGGAGAACAGCGGUCUGUGCGACAUCCGAGCCUUCGACUGCAACAGGGUGCGUGUCUUUGGCCUGGGCUUCAUCGACUCGCCUGACCUGAGUUGCCACUUCACUAGACUGACGUACAUUAACGGUGAGUGGAGCCCUGGAGAGCAUCACAAGACUAAAGCCACCUUCCUGAGCUCCAAAGCUCUGGACUGUGCUGUUCCCCCUCUGAGCAACAUGGCUGCCGAGAUCAUGGACUUCAUGGUGGAUGACAAGCCCUUUGCCAGAUGGGAAGUGAAGGUGACUAAUGAUGGCUCCUUAUACAGCAAGCCCAGGGUGCUGACACUAUACGAUGGGGUGUGCCAGGUCUGUGACUCCUCUCCCCCCGGACUUUGUAAGUUAAAGGAGAAGUCGUGCAAUAUUGAUGGAAUGUGCUUUGCUGAAGGAGACCCCAAUCCCACCAGCCCUUGCCUCCUGUGUAAUCCAAGCACUUCCAAAUUCACAUGGUCCAUAAAUGAAAUCAAUCAUCCCCCCUCCUUCCACCAGCCUGUUGGCGGCCUGCAGACGUUUGUGGGGGAGAAUUUUGUUUACCAGUUCGCAGCGGCGGACCCAGAGGGCUCGGCGAUGCUGUUCCUGCUCGAGUCGGGUCCGCCCGACGCCUCCCUCUCCCCGGCCGGCCUGCUCAUCUGGAAAGUCCAUUCCGAGGAAGCGCAGACCUUUGAAUUUACAGUGUCGGAUGAAUGCAACGCACAGAGCAGAUACACAGUGGAGGUGGUGGUGAAGCCCUGCGGUUGUCUGAACGGAGGGACGUGUGUCACAAACAUCAACUUCCCCCCGGGGAGUGGUCAGUUCCUUUGCAUGUGCCCAGCGGGAUUCACGGGUGACCUCUGCCAGGAAAACAUUGACGAGUGCCUGUCCAACCCGUGCGGCACUGGCACCUGUCUCGACGCGGUCAAUAGCUUCCUGUGCGAGUGCCCCGCCGGGCUCCGAGGUGUUACGUGUCAAGAGGAUGUCAAUGAGUGCGAGAAGGCACCCUGCUUUCUCGGAGCCCUGUGCAUCAACAGCUUUGGGUCCUACAGGUGUGGGAGCUGCCCAGAUGGCUUGGAGGGAGAUGGGAAGACGUGUAAGGCUCCAAAGCGACCAGACACUGCUGGCCUCACCAGUGUACAAGUUCCCUUAUCCAGGACAGACGGUGUCAGUCCCAUCCUCCCAGAAACCCCUGAUGCAGCUGAGAAGACCCCAGUUCUAGUUAAUGUACCCAGCAAAAGUGGAAGAUCUGGCCCCUCCGCUCCUGUGGACACAAGGACAACAUGUCUCAGCAGGCCAUGUUUCCCGGGGGUGCAGUGCAUCGACCGUCGACCCCCCUACGUGGGCUACGUCUGCGGACGCUGCCCUCCGGGGUACUACGGCAACGGACGCACGUGUACAAAGUUAUCCCGAGCAGUUUCCCCUUCUCUGCAAUCACGGCUGACACAAACCAAGAGCAAGAGGAUCAAUUACAGCCUCAGCAAAGUGCCACAGCUCCACUUACCUGUUCUCCCCUCCAGGCGCCUCUCAUCACCUGUAAUGAGGACAAAUAAUGGCACCACCAGGCCCUUCCUAGUGCCCGAUCCAGGACCUGUCACUGAGAGGAGAGAGGCUGCGCUGCACGGCCCUCUUACACCCGCCCACGCUCACCAGCUCGGCCCCCAUGCUGAGCUCAACCCGCUCCCUUUAGCCAAUGGCAUUGCUGACACGGCACCCUUUAAUGGGACACUCAGGGAGAUGGCAGUUGAUGAGCCGUCCAGCUGGAUUCUCGGCAGCACGCCAAAGCCCCCGCGGGCUCAGACCCCCGCCCCGGGUGUGUCUCCGUGGAUAACGCUCCCUCGGACGUCCACGCGACACACCGGCGGGAGGCAGCCCACGAGGAAGCAGCACAACAACGUCGUAGCGACAAGGGUCAGACCCCCCCAGACCCCUCCCAGAACGGAGCUCCCGCUGACCUCGGCCCUGACCGCCGCCCUCUCCUCUUCGUCCUACGUCCUGUCGGAGUCCGAGUUCUCCGCCGACGGGGACGUGGGCGGGCUGGCCUCCGAGACGGCAGACCCCCUGCCGCUGCAGACUCGCGCUGUACCUGAGAGAAGGGGCGCCGGCGGCUCCUCCAUUCACGUCGCCCCCUCCCUGCACUCUCACCACACCCCGCAGAUCAGUAACACAGUCCUCCCUGAGGAGAAGAAGGUCACCUGCGCAGACAUGCCCUGUUUCGCUGGAGUUCACUGCGAGCCCACCAGCGAGGGGGGCUUCAGGUGCGGGAGGUGUCCCUUUGGGUACAUCGGAGAUGGGAGAGCCUGCAGAGCUGUGUGCAGGCAUUCAUGUGGGAGGAACAUGGAGUGCGCAGCUCCCAACACCUGCCGCUGUAAAGCAGGGUACACAGGGCACAGCUGUCACAUUGCAAUAUGCAAACCUGAGUGCAAGAAUGGAGGCCAGUGCAUUGCCCCUGAUGUGUGUGACUGCAUGAAGGGCUACCAUGGAGAGACAUGUGAAACUGCUCUAUGCAGUCUGCCCUGUGAACAUGGGGGUACCUGUGUGGGCCGAGACACAUGCUCCUGUCCGUAUGGUUUUGUUGGGCCCAGAUGCGAGACCAUGGUGUGUAGCAGACACUGUCAGAACGGCGGAGAGUGCGAGUCUCCCGAUGAAUGCAAAUGCCAGGCUGGCUGGACUGGACCCUCCUGCGAGACAGCCCUGUGUAAUCCUGUUUGUCUGAACGGAGGCACCUGUCACCGGCCGAAUACGUGUGUGUGUCCCCGCGGCUUCUACGGGUCCCAGUGUCAGAACGCUGUCUGCAGCCCCCCCUGCAAGAACGGAGGAUACUGCAUACGCAGCAACGUCUGCUCCUGUCCUGAAGGGUACACCGGGGGGCGGUGUGAGAAGAGCGUGUGUGAACCUAUGUGCAUGAAUGGAGGGAGAUGCAUCGGUCCAGAUGUUUGUGACUGUCCAUCUGGCUGGCGAGGCAGGCGAUGCGAUAAACCCACGUGUUUACAGAAGUGUCUGAACGGAGGAGAGUGUGUGGGGCCCAACACCUGCCACUGCCUCCCUGGGUGGCAGGGCAUGCUUUGCCAAGUCCCCGUCUGCGAGCAGAAGUGUCUGUUCGGGAGCCGCUGUGUCCGACCCAACGUGUGCGCCUGCAGGAGCGGAUACACUGGAGCCCUGUGUGCCAAAAAGACGAGGCUGAAGGUGGCACCUGUCUGA
This is a messenger RNA of Megalops cyprinoides (Indo-Pacific tarpon), 5926 nucleotides long. RefSeq names its product von Willebrand factor D and EGF domain-containing protein. NCBI's taxonomy places the organism in Eukaryota, Metazoa, Chordata, Actinopteri, Elopiformes, Megalopidae. The coding region runs from base 20 to 5926 and encodes 1968 amino acids. The record is from RefSeq and is a predicted model, not a curated record. The transcript is spliced from 32 exons. Gene Ontology annotation, molecular function: calcium ion binding.